AUGCUUGGACUAAGAAAACCAUAUCCUCCAGAACCAAGUCAAGGCUAUUGGGGCACAAUAACUUCUACAAUAGAUUGGUGUGAAGAGAACUAUGUUGUUUCCCCCUACAUCGCCGAAUGGUCAAAUACCAUAACAAACAGUUGCUUUGUCUUGCUGGCAUUGUAUACUACGUAUUGUUCAAUAAGAAAUGGGUUAGAGUUUAGAUUUCAUUUGAUCGGAUUCGGUUUUGCUCUGGUCGGUGUGGGAUCAUGGUUAUUCCAUAUGACUUUACAGUACCGCUAUCAGUUGCUGGAUGAACUACCCAUGAUCUACGCUACUUGUAUCCCCACAUGGUCAUUGUUAUGCGAGAAUCGAGAUACUUUACAACCCGGUAGUAACAUUCGUAAAGCUCCCUUGAAAAGACAGUUUAAUAUUGGACUUUCCUUAACCAUUUUUGUUUUAAUAUUGACUUUGGUCUAUUUGGUUACACAAAUCUCGGAAAUCCAUCAAACCGUUUAUGGCGCAUUUACAGUAAUAGUGGUCAUACUAUCAGGGAAAUAUGCUCAUGAUUAUGUGAGGGACGAUUUGGCUAGAAAAAGCAUGUAUCAAUGUAUGGCCUUAGGAAUGUUACUUUUCUUCAUAGGAUUCGUCUCUUGGAAUAUGGAUAAUCAACUGUGUUCAUUUUGGAUUCACGUAAGGCGUGAAUGGCUAAAAUUGCCGCUAGGGAUGUUUUUAGAACUUCAUGCUUGGUGGCAUCUUCUAACUGCCGCUGGUGUCUAUUGUUAUAUCGUUUUCCUACAAUAUUUAAGAAUUCAAACUCAAGGUUUGAGCCACAGAUACUUACUCAUUUGGAGGUGGGGAUUUGUACCUGAACUAAUUCGAAAAAAUGACAGAGUGCAUACAAAAUAUUCUUUGCAAUUUGCAGGAAGCUGUGUGAAUGCGAACUUACAAUACAAUAAGGGGAAACGGUUUUAA
Messenger RNA from Zygosaccharomyces rouxii, 954 nucleotides. It is a transcript of the gene YDC1, whose product is annotated as alkaline dihydroceramidase. Gene Ontology annotation, biological process: ceramide catabolic process; ceramide biosynthetic process. Bases 1 to 954 code for a protein of 317 amino acids. Gene Ontology annotation, cellular component: endoplasmic reticulum membrane. The record is from RefSeq and is a predicted model, not a curated record. NCBI's taxonomy places the organism in Eukaryota, Fungi, Ascomycota, Saccharomycetes, Saccharomycetales, Saccharomycetaceae. The transcript has a single exon.